Molecule: messenger RNA, 1023 nt
Organism: Penicillium macrosclerotiorum
Lineage: Eukaryota; Fungi; Ascomycota; Eurotiomycetes; Eurotiales; Aspergillaceae
Product: RNA polymerase II mediator complex subunit MED27 domain-containing protein
Exons: 3
Coding region: 1-1023 (340 amino acids)
Cellular component (GO): mediator complex
Source: RefSeq, a predicted model, not a curated record
AUGGCGACAGUCCCCACGAGCUUGCCUGCGACUGAUAACGCGGCCGUCGCUACAGGGUCACAAGUUAACGGUCAAGCAACUGCCGCGCAAAAUACAACUCAGCAGUCUAACUCCAAUGUCUCAUCCGUCAACUGGGAGUCCGAGCUCCAGCUGGUGUCAUCGCUCGCAAAGCUCCAAGAAUUGGAACGUAAGAUCCAUGAGCUGCGCCAAUUAGUGCCUGACGGCCUUUUGGAACCACUGGGGCCCAUGUCGUCAAACCACAACCAUAACCCCAUCAAUCUAGCUAACGACUCCCCCGGCCAGCUCCGUGGCGACUUGGACCGAACGGCGCGCUCUCGGUUGACCGAGAUCGAGCAAUUCCAGAAUCUGUGGCGCGGCCCCGAGAUGAAACCAGUCUGGGAACGCGUAGAGGCCCGUAUCCAAGAGUCUAAGGGCCAGCCCCUCCAACCGACAGGUAAAUGGGAGCGAGACUAUGACGUGCUUUUUGAGACGAUGGUCCAGGCGCAGAAAGCGAAAGAGGAGACGCGUUUGCAAGAAGAGGAAGAUGCGGAGCGCACGAAGGCGCAGUCUUCUGAUAGCGAAUGGCAGGCUGUUGUCGAGCGUUUCAAUCAACGGAAUGUGCCAGGUGUGCGGGUUGUCCGCAGACCCGAACCGCAGUCGCUGGCGAUUGCGCUUGUCAAGGCUGGAAUGGUCUUCCGCCUGGAGGGUAUUAAAGAGUCUGGCGUGAGUGGCGUGGAUGCGUGGGAGGUUACUAGCGGAUUGCCGUCGGGAAAGACGCCCACGAAAUUCGAGGCUACGGUGCUGAAGUGUCUGAAUGCGCGGCCGCGGAAAUGGGAUCUUGCAUUCUUGCUGGACAUGCUCUCUUCCUACGCAGAUGUCAAGAACACUAUAUGUGUAAAAUGCGGCAAAUUGACGAACAAUGCAGCUCAACUGCCAGUCAUCCGCCAAGCACAAUCUACUCAUCUUCCCCCGGGAGUGCCUCGCACAUAUACAUUUGAUGCCUUCCAUUCAGCCUGUAUUUGA